Messenger RNA from Monascus purpureus, 1221 nucleotides. The record is from the annotation of a GenBank genome assembly. NCBI's taxonomy places the organism in Eukaryota, Fungi, Ascomycota, Eurotiomycetes, Eurotiales, Aspergillaceae.
AUGCAAUGUAACGCGGGAGUGUUGCAUCAAGAGAAACAUGUCACUCGGGGGCGGCGAUUAAACGCCGAUCAGGUACUUUUGUACGAAGCCCCUCAUAUGCUAUAUACUCAAGGCACGGGUAUUGAAGUAGAAAAUUCCAUAUGUCCUCUGCGCCCACUCUAUCGUUGUUGUUUUGAUUGCGAACCACCACUGUCCUUGACCAUGGCUGAACUGCAACGCCCAGCACAUGCCGAGAGGGCAGAGGCCCGGGGAACCCGUUCCCCAGAAGAGAGUCCAGAAGAUUCCAGUGAUGAAGGAAUUGCGGAUACGUCAUCGAUAGACACGAGAACCACGGCGUCUCUCUCCUCUAGUAUCCAGGAAGUUUCCAUCGAGCAUGGCCGAAAAUACCAUUCAUAUAAGGACCAUAGCUUCUACUGGCGUCCCAAUGACAACGACGAACUCGACCGGCUCGACUUAAUUCAUAUGUUGGUUCAGCUUAUUAACGAUGGACAAAUUCAUCAAGCUCCAAUUGCGAAGAAUCCGCAGGGAAUCCUGGAUAUUGGAUGCGGAAGGGGUCUUUGGUGUAUUGACAUGGGCGAUGUGUAUCCCAGCGCGUCAGUCAUAGGGGUCGACAUCAGCCCCAGCCAGGUCACUUUCGUGCCUCCUAACGUGAAAUUCGAGAUUGAUGAUGUAGAAGAAGAGUGGACCUUCCGUGCUCCGUUCGAUUAUAUCCACGGACAGUAUCUGAUGGGUGCCAUUCGGGAUUGGCCCAGACUCCUUAAGCAAUGCUUUGAAUAUACUAGGCCCGGUGGCUGGGUAGAAUUUCAAGAUUUUUACCCUGAAUAUUACUCUGAAGACGGAUCCUUGCCACCGGAUGCUAAGCUGCACCAGUGGCUACGCCUCGGCGAACAGGCGCUCAAUGCGUUUGGACGCGACAUGUUUCCGUCGACGAAGAUUCCGGAUUAUGCUCGACAGGCAGGCUAUACCAAUGUGAAAGUCAUCAAAAAGGUGCUGCCUAUUGGCACAUGGCCGGAAGAUGCUGCCCAAAAACGAAUAGGCCAUUUGAACUGGGUACAACUAUACGAGGGCCUGCAUGGUAUGUCGAUGAGGCUCUUGUCCAACGGCCUAGGGUGGAAGUAUGAAGAGAUCGAGGUUCUGCUUAGCCAAGUGCGCAAGGAGCUCAAGGACCCAAACAUCCACGCUCAGAUGAGCUAUUAUAUCGUCUACGCCCAGAAACCGUGA